UAAAUUACUAUCCAAACAAAAGCCCAAGUGCAAUCGCACAUGCGGUAUCUCGAGUACUUAACACCUUCGUUAAUUAUGAUAAUUCACAUCACCAGGUUAUUAAGCUGAAAGGAAGAAAAUGGAAACGACUCUUUUUGGAAACCGCUGGAAGUGCCUGGUGACGACGUACAUCUUCUGCUCGACCCUCUUCACGAUUUCCCUCCUGUUAUCCGCCUUUUUUCCCCUGACUCACCCGAGUAACUCGACAGCAUCUCCAUCAGACAUUCCCACCGUGAUAAAUGGAAUAAAAUUGAAUACAGAGACCAUCUACAAACCCUCAGCCCAGAAGAUAGUCUUCAUGGUGAUCGACGCCCUCCGUUGGGACUUUGUGACGAAUUCUGAUACGAAUUCAAUGCCCUGGACAACUGCCUCGAUCUCCAACAACUCGGCAUGUCUCAUCCAGGCACGAGCACAAGCUCCGACAGUUACAAUGCCCAGGAUAAAAUCCAUGAUGACAGGCGCUGUCUCCAGCUUCAUUGACGUCAUCCUGAAUUUCGGUGCAACUUCAGUUACCACUGAUUCCGUCCUACAUCAAGCAAAAAAUCAUGGACACAAGAUGAUAUUCUACGGUGAUGACACCUGGAUUAAAUUAUUCCCCACGAUAUUCGAUCGUCACGAGGGGACGACUUCCUUUUUCGUUUCUGAUUUCACUGAAGUUGAUGCCAACGUGACACGUCACAUUGAUGAAGAACUGGAGAUAAACGACGACUGGUCAAUAAUGAUUCUUCAUUACUUGGGGCUGGACCACAUCGGUCACACGUUCGGCCCUCGAAGUCCACUGGUGCCUUUAAAACUCAAGGAAAUGGACGAAGUCAUCGGUAAAAUAUUAAAGAGGAUCGAUAGAUGGAAUAACGAUGGGAUACCCUCCAUCCUGAUAGUCUGUGGAGAUCAUGGGAUGAAGAACUCCGGAGGACACGGUGGUGCCACCCCAGAGGAGACCCUCGUCCCUCUCCUGGUGUUCGGUGACAGCUGUCCUGGGGACGUAAGCCAGAUCGAACAAGUCGACAUUGCGACAACUCUUUCGAUAAUCCUGGGGAUUCCCAUUCCCCAAUCCAAUCUGGGAAGCAUCUCCAUGGAUAUAAUCGGGGAUCUGCCUGAUGCCCAUCAGCUGUUUCUCCUCCACUACAAUGCAAAGCACAUGUUUCAGCACUUCCGCAAGCUCUCGGAGUUCGAAUCAUCCGAGAUUUACGAUAAUUACUACAAAACAAUAAAGUUGCACACAGAAUGGCUGAUUGGGAAGAACAGACACAAGCCAGAGAGUCAGCUGGAGUUCAUAAUAAAAUUGUACGACAAAGUGCUCAAGGGAAUGAAGGAGAUCCUCAUCAAGAGUGCAGUGAAGUACGACAGGACUAUUAUGACGAUAACAAUUGUCAUGAUCCUCCAGGCUUUCUUCAUCAUCUCGAAGAAAAGCUGGAAGCUAGCCCUCUCAAUCAAGUGGUUCUUCUACUGGUGGACAAUUGGCGUCAGCCUCUGGCUGUCCCUCAACCACUUCUUGUACAACGAGAACAAUGAAGUUUACUUCGAACUCAGGGACUUCUGGAUCAUGACGAUUGUCUUCGUCUUCUUCACUAUCAACUGCUGCCUCUGCAGACCGAUUCACGAUAUCAUUCCCUCAAGCUUAUCCCACUGUCUUGAGGAUUCUAAAAUUAUCUUCCCAGCUGCGAUGGUUCUUCAUGCUGUCAGUCUAUCCAGCAGCAGUUUCGUGGAGGAGGAGCACCAGACCUGGUACUUCUUCUGGGUAACUCUCCUCACUUGUCUUUUGUCCCUGGAAAUCGGCAGGACUUAUCAGAAUUAUCGCGAUAGACUCAGCAGCGAUAAUAUCAUCAGGGUCUUUAAGGUAUUAAUUUUGAUGACUCAGCACAGGAUCCUCAGGAAAUUAAACAGCACUGGAAAUAAAUACGCACACCUGCCGGAUAUUGGGGGCUGGAUGAAGGACGAGGAAUCUCAUUUAGCCAUGAGUUUUGCUGUUGGAGUUUCCUUAGGGUUAUUAGUCCUCAUUGGAUUCAUCAGCGAAGAGAAAAGAUUCAGGAGAGUCACCCUAGGGUUUCAUGUUAUUCUAGCAGUCUGUGUGUACUCCAGACACGCAGCGGAUAAUUCAGUUAUUAAUUUCACAUCGAUUCAUCGAGAUUCAAAGGGAAUUUAUGAAGUAAGAGCCUUUUGGAUGGUCUCAGGGAUUUUUUUGCUUCACUGCAUACGAAGUGGAAUUUGGAGUUAUCGAAAUGAGAGGCCAAAAUUCCUGCAGAGGAUUGUCUUUAGUGUCAUUCAGGUGUGGGUCCUGGUGUCGACUCUUCUUCAUCGGGCUCAUGAUGUUAUUCUGGUUCCCAUGGAAUUGAUUACCAUUUUUGUGAUUUAUGAGCUGAUGGAGAGCAGAGAUAAUGGGAUUUUGGUUUAUGUCAGCUAUUGGGUGGGGAAUGUCUUUUAUUUUUAUCAGGGAAAUUCUAAUAGUCUUGCUACUGUUGAUGUUGCUGCUGGAUAUGUGGGACUUCAGGCCUAUUGGCCUCUUAUUGCGAAGAUUUAUCUUUGUGUUAAUACGUAUUCUGCUACGAUAUUGGCGUAUUUGAUGAUUCUGUAUAAAAAUACUCGUGACAGGCAGGGAUUUGAUAUUUUUUCGAUAAAUAGGGUGUACUCCAUUAUGAGAAUUUUUCCAUUCGCUGUUUACACUAUUAUUGUUAUGAUCCAUAGGUAUCACUUGUUCAUUUGGACGAUUUUUUCGCCAAAACUGUUGUAUGAAGCUACGUACACUGCAGUGUUGUUUUUUGUGAUGUUUGUAAUGCAAUUACCUUUUUUACUGACGGAAUAAAAAUUAUUGACAUU
This is a messenger RNA of Fopius arisanus, 2853 nucleotides long. It is a transcript of the gene PIG-G, whose product is annotated as phosphatidylinositol glycan anchor biosynthesis class G. The transcript has 2 exons. Gene Ontology annotation, cellular component: endoplasmic reticulum membrane. The record is from RefSeq and is a predicted model, not a curated record. Gene Ontology annotation, biological process: GPI anchor biosynthetic process. Bases 119 to 2839 code for a protein of 906 amino acids. NCBI's taxonomy places the organism in Eukaryota, Metazoa, Arthropoda, Insecta, Hymenoptera, Braconidae.